AUGACCCUACAAAACCUUUAUUUGGACUACCGCCUAACUCCAAUCCGACGUCUCUCUGUUGAUGUGCACAGUAAGGAAGAGGCAGAGUUGCUUGCUAAAAGAUUCAAGGCUGAAGUACCAGCUGAACUGACCGUUGCAGAAGCCCUCAAGCAAGGUCAGUCACCAGCAGUCAUUGACGCGAUAAAGCGGGCUGAACUACGGCGUAUCAGAGAAGACGAGGCAUACACAUGUGCAAGAGCGAGGCCGUUCGAGCGGGCUCAGUUUCCACCCAAACCGAGUUUACCUCGUCGUGUCACUAAUCCCGCUACGCGUACUCCUGUGGCGGUUCGUCGUCCUGCAGUCAUUGAAGGAGCGCCGCUUCAGCAGCCGUCAUCUUCACUAGCGGCGAAUGCCGGUGGACCGAUCCCUGUACGUCCUCCACCAAGUGGUGAAUACCAUAAAAUGCUUCAGAUCCCUCAGCGAAGGUCACAACCGCCACAUCGUUUUGUAUCGAAAGAUGUUAGACCAAUACAAUACACUAUGGUACAAACUAAUGAUCCAAACUGGUCCGCUAAUUCGUCGCCUAUCACGUACACCACUGCGAUCGACGAAGCU
This is a messenger RNA of Cylicostephanus goldi, 594 nucleotides long. NCBI's taxonomy places the organism in Eukaryota, Metazoa, Nematoda, Chromadorea, Rhabditida, Strongylidae. The record is from the annotation of a GenBank genome assembly.